AUCUCUUCCACUUGCAUUUAGACACUUCGUUCGCGAGCCACGUGAGAGAAGUAAAAUAUCAAAUAUGGAUAAACCAGUCGUUCUGGCGCGCGUAAUCAAGGUCCUGGGCCGCACCGGCUCGCAGGGACAGUGCACCCAGGUGAAGGUGGAGUUCCUGGGCGAGCAGAAUCGACAGAUCAUCAGGAACGUGAAGGGACCGGUGCGAGAAGGCGAUCUCUUAACCUUGCUCGAGUCCGAACGCGAGGCCAGAAGGCUUCGAUAAUUCACCUUUAACUGAUAUUAUUGAAAAAAAAACGGUCGCCAGCCAUCGCCUACAGGACUUCAGCAUCAGGAUUUUUCUGCGUGAAGAACUUCCCUCGACGCAUGAAUCUCCGUCAUCAUCGAUGAUGAUACUGAAGAGUCAUGCUGAAAAUGAUACUGAAGGACUUCCCUCGACGCAUGGAUCUCCGUCGCCAUCGAUGUUGGUGCUGAUGAUGUUGAUGUUGAUGAUGAUGUUGAUGAUGAUGAUGAUGAUGCUGAUGCUGAUGAUGAUGAUGAUGAUGCUGAAGAUAAUGCUGAAGAUGAUGCUGAAGAUGAUGCUGAGCACCUCUGUCACGUGUCUCACGAAAACUGCCUGUUGAAACGAGAUCGUAUAUUCUGCUCUUGACAAACAUUCCUAACAAUGAAAAUUCCACGAUUUUUUCAAUAAAUCUUGGCUGGUAACCACAAA
Molecule: messenger RNA, 709 nt
Organism: Nylanderia fulva
Lineage: Eukaryota; Metazoa; Arthropoda; Insecta; Hymenoptera; Formicidae
Product: small ribosomal subunit protein eS28
Biological process (GO): ribosomal small subunit assembly; maturation of SSU-rRNA; translation
Cellular component (GO): ribosome; cytosolic small ribosomal subunit
Molecular function (GO): structural constituent of ribosome
Source: RefSeq, a predicted model, not a curated record